This is a messenger RNA of Anopheles coustani, 1388 nucleotides long. RefSeq names its product T-box-containing protein TBX6L-like. Gene Ontology annotation, biological process: positive regulation of DNA-templated transcription; regulation of transcription by RNA polymerase II; cell fate specification. The transcript is spliced from 5 exons. The record is from RefSeq and is a predicted model, not a curated record. NCBI's taxonomy places the organism in Eukaryota, Metazoa, Arthropoda, Insecta, Diptera, Culicidae. Gene Ontology annotation, molecular function: RNA polymerase II cis-regulatory region sequence-specific DNA binding; DNA-binding transcription factor activity, RNA polymerase II-specific. Gene Ontology annotation, cellular component: nucleus. Bases 15 to 1388 code for a protein of 457 amino acids.
CCUACCAACACACAAUGACUGCCGAUCUAAUGGAUUUACGAAUGCACCAUCACAUCGCCCUACAGACGGAGUUCUAUCGUCAUCAGAUGCAGAUGCAACGUUUACCAGAUCCGUACCCGGCGAUGCUACCGGUUCCGCCGCCGAGGUCACUGAUGAUCCCGCCGCGCUACAACGCCCUGCCGGAUGUGGACAUCAAGCUGCAGAACCGCGACCUCUGGAGUCAGUUCCACAAGAUCGGCACCGAGAUGAUCAUCACCAAGAGUGGCCGACGAAUGUUCCCCUCGAUGCGUCUGUCCGUGAAUGGGCUGGAAGCGGAGGAGAACUACUUCAUCCUGCUGGAGAUGGUCCCGAUCAGCGACUGCCGGUUCAAGUUCAGCGGUUCCCAGUGGGUACCGGCCGGUGGUGCCGAGCCGCAGAGUCCACAACGUAUCUACUUCCAUCCGGAUGGGCCAGCCCUCGGUUCCCACUGGACCUCGCAACCGAUCGUCUUCAACAAGGUGAAGCUCACCAACAACACGCUGGACAGUAAUGGCCAUAUUGUUCUAACGAGCAUGCACAAGUACCAGCCACGGAUCCACGUCAUCAAGGCGUCCGAUGCGACACAGAUUCCUUGGGCACCGCAGCAAGCGUUCACCUUCCCCGAGACGGAGUUUGUCGCCGUUACCGCAUAUCAGAACGACCGCAUCACCAAGCUAAAGAUCGAUAACAACCCGUUUGCGAAGGGCUUCAGGGAGACGGGCCAGUCGCGGUGCAAGCGCAAGGCCGGUCUCAUGAUGUCACCCGACUCCGGCAUCGGUAGCCGCAGCUCGGAGGAGGAUGAAGAGUCGGACGGACCGGAGUCGGGCCCGGAGGCGAAGCGACCGCGUACCAGUAGCCUCGCCGGAUCGCUAUCAUCCCUCGACGACAGCGAACUGUCCGUUAGCGAUGGGUCUUCCAGUGGCACGAGCUCCCCGUUGGUGGUGGACGACUUUGGGUCUCCGGCACGCCCGAUGGCCGCUAGCUUCUAUCCGCACCAUCAUCCACAUGCGCACCACUCGGGGCUAUCGCUGCACGCCGCUCAUCAGGGCCUGCUCGCUCAUCCACACAUGCCCCACGGACAUCCGAUGCUCCAGGCAGGCGCCGGAAGCUGGGUAGAUCUCAUGUUUCCCUCGUUCGCCCGAACUCACGGAUCGGGCAGCCUCGAGCCGAGCGCCCUUGCCCAAGCCGCCCAUCAGCUACAGCAGUUUGCGCGACGUGAGUUCCUACCGGUGCCGGUGGUUUCUCCCAAAGCGGCCAACAUCGCCACCGAGGAGGACAGCACUAGCACCAGCCAUCCGAACGACAAGAAGCAGCAUCAGCAACAUCAGCUUCCCUUCAGCAUCUCGGCCAUCCUCGGUCACGAUCGAUAG